AUGAAAGCUGAGGGCCCGGAAUACCUAGUGGUGUGGUUUCGCUCUGUCCCGUGGGCUUGCAGUGAGCUGAGCGGCCUCCACAGCCCCCGGUGUAUCAGCAGCAACAAUGGCGGCGAGCAGCCUCCAGCAGGGCUGGCCGGGCUAGUGCCUCUGUUCUCGGGGCUGCGUGUGGAGGCCUCGGCUGAUGCGUUUCCUAGGUACCCUGCCGCCGUCAUGGGUCCCUACGUCAGGAAAGUGCUGUGUGAUGAGCUGGGGGCCCCCGCCAAUUCCGCCAUCAACUGUGUCCCCCUGGAGGACUUCGGAGGCCAGCCCCCUGACCCAAACCUGACCUACGCGACCACCCUCCUGGAAGCCAUGAAAGGAGGGGAGUACGGAUUCGGGGCUGCGUUCGAUGCGGACGGGGACCGCUACAUGAUCCUAGGCCAAAACGGCUUCUUUGUGAGCCCCUCGGACUCUCUGGCCAUCAUCGCCGCCAACCUGGCCUGCAUCCCAUACUUCUGCCAGGCGGGCGCCCGCGGGUUUGGCAGGAGCAUGCCGACCAGCACGGCCCUGGACAGGGUGGCCAAGUCCAUGAAGGUCCCUGUGUACGAGACCCCGGCGGGGUGGAGGUUCUUCUCGAAUCUCAUGGACUCUGGGCGCUGCUCUCUGUGUGGAGAAGAGAGCUUUGGCACCGGCUCUGACCACCUCCGGGAGAAGGACGGCCUCUGGGCUGUCCUGGUCUGGCUUUCCAUCAUCGCCGCCCGCAAGCAGAGCGUGGAGCAGAUCGUCAGAGACCACUGGGCCAAGUUUGGCCGCCACUAUUACUGCAGGUUCGACUACGAAAGGCUGGAACCUAAGACCACGUAUUACAUCAUGAGGGACCUGGAGGCCCUGGUCACGGACAAGUCCUUCAUUGGCCAGCAGUUUGCCGUGGGAACCCACGUCUACAGCGUGGCGAAGACUGACAGCUUCGAAUACGUGGACCCCGUGGAUGGCACUGUGACCAAGAAACAGGUGGUGCUGAGCCCCCUCAUCGCCAUCGCCCUGAAGAUCUCCCAGAUCCACGAGAGGACCGGCCGCCGGGGGCCCACAGUCAUCACCUGAACGGCAGAGGCCGCUGCUCUGGGCUAGCUGGGCCGAGCGCCCCUCCCACAGUGCCUUCUCCUACGCGGCUGUGCCUUUGGGAAAUUCAAAAGAUGUUUUGCUGUUGGGGGGUGGGGGUGGGAAGGGGGGUCAGACACAGGAAUUGCCUUGUUUGGGCCCAGUCAGCUCUUCUGCAAGCAGCUGGGUCAUCUGGGAUCUGAGAUUGUACUUGGCCACUCCGAGGGGCUCUGCCUGGCCCAGAGGGUCUGUGGGUGGGGACUCUCCCUCCUGCUGACUCCUCAGUGCCCCUUGUGGGAGAAGGUUCUGGAACUGAGAGGAAAGAUGGAGCACAGUCCCUGAAUUAAACCCACCCAAAGUUACAGGUGCCCCUGGGCAGCCACCCCCCAUGACACUCCCCAGCUUAGAGAAGCGAUUCAUUUUUAUAUCCUUGGUCAGAUUCUACAAGUGGGGAAAGUGCUAGAACUCCCUGCCCCCUGCCUCUGGAUGGUCCCCAGCUCCCAACCUCUGCUCCCUGAUACCUGCCCUCACGUGCCUCCUAUCACUCCUGGUGCACUUGCUACAAAGCUGAUCCAAGGUGGGGUCCUGAGUUGGUGGGUGCUGGUCAUUCCUCCCUGAAGCUGGCAGCCCCCCUUCAAAUCCAGUCUGGCCUCCUGCAGGCCAGCAAGUGACUUCCCAGCCAGCCUCCGCAUAUGCGUGGUCUCUGUCCCGGCUCCCACCACCACACACCCCCACACCCCACACCUCCCAGGGGCAGCCUGGGCUGACUCGCUCACGGGUUUGAAUGAGUUGCUCCUGGAAAGACAGAGAGACCACAUACGUGUUCUGAAUUUCCAGGCAGGGGAACCUACUGAGUGCACUAGAGGGGCCCCGGGGGCAGCAGGCAGGGGCGGGUACUGAAACUCUCUGUGGCUCCCAAUGGAUAGAUUGGCGGUUCAGACUCACCCAGGGAUGCCUCGGGAGAAAGGCCUGGCCCUCUACUCCCCCCAGAGUCAGUCAUUGAUAACCCCUGGAUAGCAGGCCUCCCCACCCCUCGUGGGGGCACCACGUGUCAGCUCAACGUGCAGGCAGGGGCUGUCCACGCACGUGCCUGGACACAGCUCUGGUCAUGUUGGUCACGGCGAUGGCUGGAGAG
Echinops telfairi (small Madagascar hedgehog) is the source of this 2215-nucleotide messenger RNA. RefSeq names its product phosphoglucomutase 5 (gene PGM5). The coding region runs from base 1 to 1083 and encodes 360 amino acids. Gene Ontology annotation, molecular function: phosphoglucomutase activity. Gene Ontology annotation, biological process: striated muscle tissue development; carbohydrate metabolic process; myofibril assembly. Gene Ontology annotation, cellular component: adherens junction; cytosol; sarcolemma. The record is from RefSeq and is a predicted model, not a curated record. The transcript has 8 exons. Lineage: Eukaryota; Metazoa; Chordata; Mammalia; Afrosoricida; Tenrecidae.